Molecule: messenger RNA, 471 nt
Organism: Seminavis robusta
Lineage: Eukaryota; Bacillariophyta; Bacillariophyceae; Naviculales; Naviculaceae
Source: the annotation of a GenBank genome assembly
AUGCGCAGGUCUUUGCAAGAUCCAGCUCCUCUCCUCAAUUCCAGCAACACUUACCAGCAAAAGGUAUUCGUUCGAGUCCUUGAUCCUGAUGAAACAAGUGAGUCAGAUCUUCUGGCAGCGUUGCAAGUGGUUCAACGUUUCCUUCAGAAGGCUGAGAACAACCGAUAUGGUACUAAGGUCUUCAUCAGGCAACCAGGAUGGAAUUUGACAUCCACUGAGCCAAGCCCUCUCAGGAAAAUUGAUCAUGUCUUGCAAUACUCAGAGAUUGUUCGCCUGAUGAAUAGUCUUUUCGACAAUGUCAAUGCCAGCUGGGCUAUCAACAAUAUGGAGACUGCCUCCUUGUUUUUUACUGAAGGUCACAUUCCUUUUGAAGCCAUCAAUGAUCUAGGUUUUCCAGUUGAUGCCGUCAACAAUAACAUGGUUGCUAAUGUCCCACCCCUCCUGCUGCUGGACUUCCCCCCCUGGUGCUAA